Molecule: messenger RNA, 6268 nt
Organism: Elgaria multicarinata webbii
Lineage: Eukaryota; Metazoa; Chordata; Lepidosauria; Squamata; Anguidae
Gene: ARHGEF17
Product: Rho guanine nucleotide exchange factor 17
Exons: 21
Coding region: 1-6210 (2069 amino acids)
Biological process (GO): actin cytoskeleton organization
Molecular function (GO): protein binding; guanyl-nucleotide exchange factor activity
Source: RefSeq, a predicted model, not a curated record
AUGCGCAAACUUUUCGGCGAGAGCUUUCGACGGCAGCAGCAGCAGCAGGCGGCGGCGGCGGCGGGCUCCGGCAGAGGCGAACCCCCCGAGGAAGGGCCUGGGCUCCGGGGGGCCCCCAGCCUCGUGGGCAAAGCCAGGGAACCGGGGGGGCCCUUUCCGCACCUGCCCGGAGGCAUGGACGGCGCCCUCCUGCCCGACGCCAGAGGGGACGAGGACAGGCCCCAGCACCUCCAAGAGCAGCGCAGAGACGCCCCGCCGCCUCCGCCGCCGCGCAGCUGCAUCCCCUUUCCGGGGCACCGGGCGCUGGGGGGCGGCCCCAGACUCGAGGCCGAGAGGCCGCCGCCGCCGCCGCCCCCCCAACUCUGGGAUAGUUUACAUUCCUCGCAUAGUUCCUCCAAGCCACGAGCUGCCCCCGGCUCCCCCUCGCCGCCCCCCUCCUCCCCCUCGCCGGCCGCCUGCGGCAGCGCCGUGGGACGGGAGAUCUCCAGCAGCGAGGAAGAGCUGCUGCGGUCUGUCCCCCGGGGCCCCCAGCCUGCGCUCGCCCCCUCCGGCACCGGCAACAGCUGGCACCGGCCUCCCGAGGGGUCUUCGGGGAGCGAGGAGGAGGAGGAGGACCCCCUGCUGGCCCCCAGGAAGCGCGCCGUCCGGAAGAAAAGGAAAGAGCCGGGCCUCCGGGACCAGGCCUUGGGCAGCAAUGGACUGGCGGGGAUGGAGUGGUACCUCAAGGCCCAGCAGGACCUUUCCCAGUAUGUGCCUCUGCCGGCUGACGAAAGGACUAGGCCGUCUCCCGCUGCCAGCUUCCUCAGCGAGGCCAAAGCCUCCGCGGGCGGCGCCAGGGGCCACAAAUCCUUCCCGCGGGGCCUGCCCGAAGGCGGCGGCGGCAGCUCCUCGCUGGGCAGCCUUUCCUCAGUGGCUCCCCUCCCGCUGGUUUCCAGAGUCUCCAAAGUGAACAUCCCGCCUUUCGUGCCAAGCCCAUGUGGCUCCCGGAGCAGCAGCAGGUACUCGAGUACCGAGACGCUGAAAGAAGAAGACCUCCUUGGGGCCUCCUGGACUGGUCCAGCCAGGGGCUUUCAGGGCAUGUAUCGGUCGCCAAGCUUCAACCAAAGCGACAGCCUCGUCAGGCUGCAGCCGCAGGUUCGGGCCCGCCCGACCCUGCCCUCUGGCAUCGUCAAAACGCAGCAGGAACUCCCGCCAUUCGAGAACCUGCACCACUGCGGCCUUGAAGCGGCAGAGAGGUCCAAGAACAGGAAGUCCAUGUCCAACCCGGACAUUGCGACGGAGACGCUGGCCCUCCUCAGCUUCCUGAAGUCGGACCUCUCCGAGCUGAAGGCGAGGAAGAAAGGCGGCAGGCUGAGCGAUCAAGAGGAGACGGCCUGUGGCGGCACCGACAGGCAUGAAAGUUGCCACCACGGUGCAGCCGGGCACCAGCUAGCAGGACGGAUCCAGAGCGAGGCUCAGCCACCAAACCGUUGGGUGCUGGGUAACCGGCCGACGCUGAAGGACCUCACGGCAACUCUGCGGCGGGCCAAAUCUUUUACCUAUUCAGAUAAACCAGCUCCCCGCAGACUCUUUCUCCAGAGUGCAAUGAAGCAGAGCAGUUCGGAGCUUCUCCUUACCAGCGCCGGCGACCAUGACGGUGCCGUUUCCGACAGCGAAAUUGGGAGAGGCAGGGAGGAGGAUGGCCUGCCGGUCAUCAUCCAAGACCAAUAUAUUCAAGAAGCCAGGCAAGUCUUCGAGAAGAUAAGUAAGAUUGGGUCCCAACACGAUUAUAACUUUGCUUUGGACCAAAAAGACAACAGCAGCAUGAAAAGUGAAGUAGAAGAUGGAGAAACUCAGAAGGAGGAAGCCCCAGGAGGCGGCUACGGACGGUGCUUGGCGAAAGCUGACUCUGAAGGAAACCUCUCUGGUCGGAAAUCCUUAGAAGAACUCUCAGGUCCUGAAUCCAGUAUGACAGAUGAAGGCAUUGUAACCGAGCCAGAGACGGGUCCGGCUUACAGCUAUCUCAACCCAUCCGUUGCAGCGUGGAAGUCCGCGAACCAAACAGGAAGUGGCGGCAGCCAGCCAGAGAGGAACGAGAUGCUUCUUCCAAACCACAUCGCCAGAGCGAAUAACGAGAAGGCCGCUGUUGCGGAUGAGGCCUUUUCCAGUAGCAAGAUGGCGCCCCAAGGGUUACUAGAAGCACCCUCGACUCCUAGCGCCCUUCGACGCCGAAGAAAGUUUCCAUCGGUGGGAAACAAUGGCUCCGAACCCAGCAGUGGAAGCAACGGGGAAUCCAGUGGUGAAACCUACAGAUCCUUGAGCGACCCCAUGCCACACCGGAGAUGCUCCAUCACCGAGGACUCAGAGAACUUCUCCGUCGACAGUAACCUCCUGGGCUCCCUGAAUUCAAAGUCUGGCCUCCCGGAAUCCUCAGCCGUAGCCCUGUCCGAAUGCACGGGGAGUGCAGCCAGUGACUUGUCUGUCUGCAGCGACAGCCUCAAGGAUUACAGCACGGUGAUACAGAACAUUGUCAGCCAGCCUGGAGCCAUGGACAAAGUGAUUGACGAGAAAGGGAAUGGCAAGACCAUCAAGAAGAAGUCCUUCAGUGACCCCAGCCGCCGGGGCGAGCUGGCCGGCGCGGGCUUUGAUGGGCCCGGAGAGCCCAUCAACGAGAUGGACCAGAGCAUCCCUCCGUCCAGUAGCGAACCCAUCCUGUCCAAGCAGAGAGAUCAGAGGAGGGAGCAGGAAGUGGGGAGGCGGUACUCACAGUCUGAGCACGUCCUGCUGCCGCCAGAGGACAACAUGGCGGACGUGGCUCAGAGCUAUAGCUUUGAUCCCAAGCUGGCCGAAGUCCUGUCCCCGAGAAUCGUCCGCCGGAGCUCUAAGAAGCGCAACAACAGGGUGAACUGCCAGGAGAACAGAGGAGAAGAGGCCACGCCGUCCCCCACGGUUCCUGCCACGCUAGGUAGGGCACGGCAGGCCCCCAAACACGUGCGUCAGAAAAGCGAGCCCGCCACCUUUAUCCCCAUCUCGGAUGCCCACCUGCCUUCUUCACUGAACCAAAACGUCCACGUUGCCACGCAGGAUCCCCCGCGGCUGCCCACAAAACACUACCCCGUUCUCCAAACUCCAUCCUUGGAGGAUGUCACCAAGCACUACAUGUUGACCCUCAGUUCGGGGGAGCCGCCCUCCACCAGCACUGUGGAUACGCCCAGAUCGUCACCUGCCACGCCAACCACGUCGGAACCCAAACUCCCCAGAUGUCCAAAGCAUCACGAAGAUCCCAGCGUAGCCCCCGGCCCCAGGAGCAAGCCACAAGUGGACAUGCGGAAACAUGUCAUCAUGACACUCCUGGAUACCGAGCAGUCGUACGUGGAGUCUCUUCGGACCCUGAUGCAGGGUUACAUGAAGCCCCUGAAGCUGCCAGAAAGUUCCGUCCUCUGUGACCCAUCUCUAGUGGACGAGAUCUUCGACCAAAUCCCCGAGCUGUUGGAGCAUCACGAGGAGUUCCUGGAGCAGAUCUCCGAGUGCACGCAAAACUGGCACGAGAAGCAGAAAGUGGGAGACAUCCUGGUACAAUCUUUUUCCAAGGACAUCCUGGUGAAGAUUUACUCCGCCUACAUUGAUAACUUCCUCAACGCCAAAGAUGCCGUCAGGAUCGCCAAGGAAGCCAGGCCAGCGUUUAUGAAGUUUCUGGAGCAAAGCAUGAGAGAAAACAAGGAAAAGCAGGCGCUCUCGGACCUCAUGAUCAAGCCGGUGCAGCGGAUUCCACGCUAUGAACUCCUGGUCAAGGACCUUCUGAAGCAUACGCCAGAGGACCACCCUGAUCGCCCGUUCUUGCUAGAAGCCCAGAGGAAUAUCAAGCAAGUUGCAGAGAGGAUCAACAAAGGCAUGAAAAGCGCUGAAGAAGUGGAGAGAAAUGCCCGGAUUGUGCAAGAGAUUGAAUCACAUAUAGAGGGAAUGGAAGAUCUUCAAGCCCCACUGAGGAGGUUCUUACGCCAGGAGAUGGUGGUGGAAGUGAAGGCCAUGGGUGGAAAGAAGGACCGCUCCCUGUUCCUCUUCACCGACCUGCUGGUUUGCACCACUCUGAAACGCAAGUCCGGGUCUCUGCGGAGAAGUUCCAUGAGUCUUUACACAGCGGCCAGCGUGAUAGACACAGCCAGCAAGUACAAACUGCUCUGGAAAUUGCCCCUGGAAGAUGUGGACAUCGUGAAAGGGGCCUCUCAGUCCACCAACCGUGAGAGCAUCCAGAAGGCCAUCUGCCGCUUGGAUGAAGACCUCAGCACCCUCGGUCAAGUCAGCAAACUUUCUGAGACCCUGAGCUUUCCCCAUCAGAACCUGGAUGACGUCAUCAAGGACCUCAUGGCCGCCAUCCACCGCGAGCUGGCCGAGAAGCAGUCGCUGUCCUUCACCAUGUCCUUUCCGCCCAACAAAAUGGAGCUGACGGCCACCAAAGCCGACAGCACCGAGUCUUACAUCUUUGAGUUUCCCAAUCCGGAUGCGCGCCACAGCUUCGAGCAAGCCUUCGAGGACACGAAGAAGAAAUUAGCUUCCAACAAAAACUGCCUGGAUCCUGAGUUUCUGAAGGCGCUUCCCAUCAUGAAAACGAGGAGCGGGAUGCAGUUCUCCUGUGCCUCACCCAGCCACAGCAACCCAGAGAACGCCUACGAGGUCUGGGUGUGCAACAGCGACGGCUAUGUCGGGCAGGUCUGCCUUCUCAGCAUCAGGAAGGAGCCCAUCGUCGAGGCCUGCAUUGCCGUCUGCUCCGCCAGGAUCCUCUGCAUCGCCUCCGUGCCGGGCUUGAAGAGGACGUACAGGGAACGUCCCGAGCGUCUGGCCAGCCUGGCCUCAGAACCGGUCCACACGGCCCUGGAAGAGUCCGUCCCUCAGCAGUGUUUGCACAUCUCCAUUUCCGGGUCUUCCCUGGAGCUCUCGGAGCCGAUGGACAGCGCCAGUCGGGAACUCGUCCCCUUCGACAGUGAUGAUACUGACGACGAGUCAUCGCCGAGUCCUUCUGGCACCCUCCAGAGCCAGGCCAGCCAAUCCACCAUCUCCUCCAGCUUUGGAAACGAGGAGAUCCCAAGCUCUAAAGAUGUGACAGCUGAGACAACCAGCUCAGAAGAGGAACAAGACCCUGCUGGCUUCCUUCCCAUCGCCCCCACCUUCUCCCAGAACAGGAACAGCGAGAGCCCAAUGGACGGCCGGGCUAUGAGGCGGUCGAGUCGUGGGUCAUUCACCAGGGGCAGCCUGGAAGACCUGCUGAGCAUUGACCCUGAGGCCUAUCAGAGUUCCAUGUGGCUGGGCACAGAGGACGGCUGCAUCCACGUCUACCAAUCCUCAGACAAUAUCCGCAACCGGAAGAAUAGCAUGAAAAUGCAGCAUGCGGCCUCCGUGACCUGUGUUUUGUAUCUUGAUAACCAGGUAUUUGUAUCGCUGGCCAAUGGAGAACUUGUUGCCUACCAAAGAGAAGCAGGGCGCUUUUGGGACUCCCAGAACUCCAAAUCCCUCUCGCUGGGCUCCCCAGGCAGCCCCGUGACCAAGAUGGUGGCCGUGGGGGGGCGGUUGUGGUGUGGAUGCCAGAACCGAGUCAUCAUCCUCAACACGUCCACGCUUCAGCAGGAGCACACGUUCCACGUUGGGCCGGACAGCAACCGUAGCGUGACCUGCAUGGUCAGCUCUGGCUUGGGAGUCUGGGUCACUCUUCAGGGCAGUGCCCAGGUGAGGCUUUACCACCCUGCCAGCUACGAACAGUUGGUGGAAGUGGACGUCACCCCGCCAGUCCACAAGAUGUUGGCAGGAUCGGACGCCAUCAUCCGGCAGCACAAGGCCGCCUGCUUGCGGAUCACCGCCCUCUUGGCGUGCAAAGACCUGCUCUGGAUCGGCACCAGCGCCGGAGUGGUGUUGACGCUCUCCAUCACGGCCAACGCCGCCUCCUUGAAGACCCUGCCUUUGCCCGUGGGCCUCUCACAGGGCCACACCGGCCACGUCCGGUUCCUCACAACCAUCGAGUUGCCAGAAGGUUUUGACAUCCUCUUUCCCUUGCCCAGGGAUCCAGGUACUGAAACGCCCAAUGACUUGGAGAAGCGGGACGCCACGCGGCACAGGCCUUCCAAGUCCAAGAUGCUUGUGAUUAGUGGUGGAGACGGCUACGAGGACUUCAGACUCACCAACAGCAGUGAGACAGUGGGUCGGGAUGACAGCACAAAUCACCUUCUCCUCUGGAGGGUCUGAGGAGUAUCAGAACAGCAGACCCCCUCCUGGGGAGGGAGGGAGGGAGAGAGAAAGAGAG